AUGUAUCCAAACUUCUAUCAGAGCAUCCCCAUUGCGGCACCCACGAAGAUCAAGAAUCCCAAUGCCAGAAAAGGACAGCCGGCAGACCAAAACCUCGAUAUCAUAAGCCGUGAUCCUUGUGCUAUUUCUCCCUCUCUUGGGACGGGGGCAGCGGGCCAAGGUGUUACUGUUGGUCCAUUGGACGGGCGAACGGAAGAUGGUUGUUUCAAUACCGGAAUACAUUGA
Sclerotinia sclerotiorum 1980 UF-70 is the source of this 225-nucleotide messenger RNA. RefSeq lists its product with no specific name. Bases 1 to 225 code for a protein of 74 amino acids. The record is from RefSeq and is a predicted model, not a curated record. The transcript has a single exon. NCBI's taxonomy places the organism in Eukaryota, Fungi, Ascomycota, Leotiomycetes, Helotiales, Sclerotiniaceae.